Molecule: messenger RNA, 2922 nt
Organism: Erpetoichthys calabaricus (reedfish)
Lineage: Eukaryota; Metazoa; Chordata; Cladistia; Polypteriformes; Polypteridae
Product: GIPC PDZ domain containing family, member 1
Molecular function (GO): protein binding
Source: RefSeq, a predicted model, not a curated record
AGCUGACGGUCUCCGGCUGAUUUUUUUUUUCCCACGUUCUGCCGCGACUCGCGCGUGAAUCGGCAGCUGCCGCCCGCCGUUGAUGUCAGACUAUCCAGGUCGAGGAGCAGACAGGGAGCGGAGAUCAGCGUUCAGCCUCUGACGCGUCCUGGAAACGGAUUUUCUCCUGAGGCCUCUUCCUUCUUCCUCUGAAGAUGCCCUCGUAAACCUCCCAUGCUUCUCGUGCUGUGCACUUCCUCCCGGUGCUUUUGGCCAUCGUGAUUCUUCCUCUGCCACCAAAAGUGACGAGCAGCACCGUGUGUGACUGGCACCAUCGGCUAAGGGAGUUCUGCUUGUAGCCAUGCCGCUUGGUCUUGGACGUCGGAAAAAAGCACCCCUGGUGGAGAACGAGGAGGCCGAGCCGAUUCGAGCCGGAAUGACUUUGGAGGGCCUUGGCGAGAGCGCCCAGGGAGGGCUGGAUCUGCAGCCCGGGUUGCCCCCCCCACCCCCUAACCUCCGGCCCCGCCUGGUUUUCCACACACAGCUCGCCCAUGGCAGUCCUACCGGGCGGAUUGAGGGUUUCAGCAAUGUCCGCGAGCUCUACUGCAAGAUCGGAGAGGCCUUUGGCAUCGCGUCCAGUGAGGUGAUGUUCUGCACCCUCAACACUCACAAGGUUGACAUGGACAAGCUGCUCGGGGGUCAGAUAGGCCUCGAGGAUUUCAUCUUUGCGCACAUCAAGGGGCAGCGGAAGGAGGUGGACGUGUUCAAAAGUGAAGACGCGCUGGGGCUCACCAUCACUGACAACGGAGCCGGCUACGCCUUCAUCAAGAGAAUCAAGGAAGGGAGCAUCAUUGACCGAAUUCAGGUCAUCAAUGUCGGCGAUCUGAUCGAGUCCAUAAAUGGCCACAGCCUGAUCGGCUGCCGUCACUACGAGGUGGCGAAGAUGCUGAAGGAGCUGCCGAAGGGGAAGGACUUCUGUGUGAAGCUGGUGGAGCCGAUGAAGGCCUUUGACAUGAUUAGCCAGCGGUCCGGGAGCGCAAGGUCCGCUUCAGCAGCUCAGCUUGGCACAGGCCGGGGGACACUGCGGCUCCGCUCGAAGGGACCUGCCACGGUGGAGGAUCUGCCAUCAGCUUUUGAAGAGAAGGCCAUUGAGAAGGUGGAUGACCUCCUGGAAAGUUACAUGGGGAUCCGGGACAGUGAACUGGCUGCCACAAUGGUGGAACUGGGAAAAGACAAGAAGAACCCCGACGAGUUUGCUGAAGCCCUGGAUGAGACGCUGGGAGACUUUGCCUUUCCGGAUGAAUUUGUGUUUGACGUGUGGGGCGCCAUUGGGGAUGCCAAAGUGGGGCGCCUGUAGCUCUGGCUAGGGCAGGGCGCCUGGCGGGAUCCUUCCGCCCUGGACGUGACUGGGUGUGGAGACGCUGCGGCUUUCUCUUGGACACGUUUGCUGUGCCCCCCUCUUCCCCGCUCGGCCGUCAUGUGCAGACUACUGAAACGAGGGCUGGAGACGGGGGGCUCGCUGCUUACCUCUGUGACCUGUCGAUUGUUGAGUGGGUUUGUGAGCCACCCGAGUGCCCCGUGGCCAUCCUGUCCCUAAUCAUGUAGUAAGUGGCCUCCGCUUUGCUGCCCCUGUUGGGGGGUUUUGUCCCCCCUGACCUGCGGCCUGCCGGCUUUUUCCAGUUGGUGGGCCGUUGCAGAUUUUACUGAAGUCGCCUCAAACACGGAGAGGCAUUAAGAGUUGGCACAGGAGGACGUGUGAAUGCUGCGCCUCACCACCCAUUUCUGUUUUUUAUCGUCUUACUGUGAAGCUUUGAACUGGUUGGCAUUCCUGUUGAUGAGUGGAGCUGAUUGCCGCUUAUUUUUUAAUGCCCCCCCCCCACCCAUCCCAGCCCCAUCCCCCCUGUCAUUCUCAAGCUCAACAUGUUCUGCUUAAUCUAUGGCCGCCACUAUUUAAAUCAUACCUUGAUGAUGGCACCGUUUGCCCGGUGGUUUAACGUACACAAUAAGAAAGAAUGUGGGGGGUCCAACCGUGGAGCGUAUCCCACUGUUAGAUAGUCCUGGGGGGCCGCAGGAUACCACAGCUUUAGUCUGUCUCCCUGUUCAGCACUUGGGCGACAUUUCAGACGGGCUGCCAAUGAUGAGAGGCGCCGGGCACUGCAGGGAUUUCUCCAGAAUGUUCCUCUUAAGGCUUUCAGACAUAAACGGGGUGUUUGAUGGAAAGGCGGGAUUUGUAGAGCGCCCCCAUGUGGCCAAGGGGCAGCACUGGCGCUGAGGGUGGCAUGCCUGGUGGUGACGUGUCAUCCUCGCCUCCUGAGCCGAAUGGCUCUUAAUCAGUUGUGCCACAGAGCAGGAGCUUUGUGUCCUUGGCACCAGACAAACUUGUGCCCGUGUAUGCCAAUGUGCAUGCGACUGAGGCAGCUGGUCGCCCUUUGUGUUUUUGGGGACACGUUACUGUCAUGUGUGUGCUGUCAUCAUGUGACACGGAUGUUUGUUUUCUUUUGAAGAUGGCAUCUGGGUAUCUGACCCUUUCCUGCCCACCUUUGUCCUUGUGACCGCCUGGCGAUGGUCACUGUGGAGUCUGGACUGGGGUCAAUGGCUUUGGUGUCCUGCAGCUUUAGAAAUGAUAUUGGGCGCUGUGCCACAGCACACAGCAGUGGGCAGCACUGGGCACAGGACGGCUGGGUUCACUUUAGUUUACAUGUGGGUGUCGCACCUUUCUAUAGACACAUGGCAGACACGAUGCGUAGCCCUCAGGCGUGCUGUGGUCCUGAGCGGGCACUGCGGGGUGGGGGGCUCUCUUAACACAGUGAGAAUGUACACUUUGGGGUUUUUCACGUGGCACACUUUUCUACGGAGUGCUCUUUAUAUUUCUAACAAUGAUGUCACUUUCUAUUUCCACAUUAAAUGAGACCUAGUUAACCUGGACUUGGCUUUUUACCUUCA